CAAGCCCAAGUGUUUUUUGUUGGAAUCUGACAAAAACCAAAAGCAAUCUAUAAGAUGACGAGAUCUUGGUCGUUUUGCCUUUGGGCUUUGGCGGUGAUUGCGGCCAUGGAAGCAGCUGCUGAUGCUUCUAGGGUUUUCAAGGUAGGAGACGACUUUGGCUGGAGAGUUCCUUUUGACAACGACCCCUCUCUUUACAGCCACUGGGCCACCUCCAAAAGGUUCCAUAUUGGAGAUUCUCUCUCAUUUGUGUACCGGAACGACUCGGUGGUAGAGGUGGACAAAUGGGGAUUCUACCACUGCAACGGGAGCGAUCCCAUAGUGGCGUUCGACAACGGGAACAGCACGGUGAAGCUGAACCGGCCUGGCCCGUUCUACUUCAUCAGCGGCGUGACCGACCGUUGUCGGAGCGGACAGCGUCUUAUUGUCGAAGUCAUGCACUUCCAUCGCCACCACCACCAUCACGCCUCUCCUCCUUCCUCCAUGACCGCGUCUUCCUUUCCUUCCAUGGCUCCAUCAUCGCCACUCUCCUCCCCUCACUCCUCCUCCCCGCACUCCCACACUCUUUCCGCUUCCGUCCUGCUCGGCCUCCCCUCUUUUGCGGCCGUCGUUAUGUUCGUUGUUUGAUCCAUUUGCUUAUCUAUUUAUGUAUUUUUUUUGUUUAUCUUCUAGUGUUUUUGUUGACAUUUCAUUGCGAUA
Molecule: messenger RNA, 696 nt
Organism: Tarenaya hassleriana
Lineage: Eukaryota; Viridiplantae; Streptophyta; Magnoliopsida; Brassicales; Cleomaceae
Product: mavicyanin
Exons: 2
Coding region: 55-624 (189 amino acids)
Cellular component (GO): plasma membrane
Molecular function (GO): electron transfer activity
Source: RefSeq, a predicted model, not a curated record